Messenger RNA from Ipomoea nil (Japanese morning glory), 2857 nucleotides. RefSeq names its product putative late blight resistance protein homolog R1B-23. NCBI's taxonomy places the organism in Eukaryota, Viridiplantae, Streptophyta, Magnoliopsida, Solanales, Convolvulaceae. The coding region runs from base 70 to 2688 and encodes 872 amino acids. The record is from RefSeq and is a predicted model, not a curated record. The transcript is spliced from 2 exons. Gene Ontology annotation, molecular function: ADP binding. Gene Ontology annotation, biological process: defense response to other organism.
ACUAAAGCUGCCCUUCAUUUCAAACUCUGCAUCUCUCUCUACAUACAACUAGCUCACUAGAAUUCUUUAAUGGCUUUUGUUGUCGUAACUUCUCUACUGGAAAUAGUGGAUCAACACCUUUCGCAUCCCAACCCAUCUUUGAACAAUAUUCUUGAUGAUGAUGAUACACAACUAGUCUUCUUGUUAUCCAAGAAGCUCCGCAUUCUUCAACACUUUCUUGAAACACAGACUGUUAAUCAAAGUCUGGAUGCAGAAAUCAGAGAUGUAGCUGCUAAAGCAGAAGCUGAAAUCGAAUCAAAACUCAGAGACCUUUAUUUGGCUUCUACCAACCAAGAUGAAGCUUGUUGUGGGCUUCACCAGACCUUGCAGCAAGUACUAAAGGAUGUUGAGGCACUUGAAGUCCGGAUCCAGAUUGAGAAGGAAAGCAGAUCUGCCAAAGAUCAGUCACAGUCAUCUCCAGAAGCUUUGAAGUUAGAAAACAAACUGCCUGCCGGCGGUUCCACUUCCACCCAUCAUCAUGAUUUAGAGCCUGAGAAUCAAAUGGUGGGAUGUGACGAUGAGUUUCGGAAAAUAAAGAACAUGAUCAUUGGUCAACAGUCUUCUGAGCAACUAGAAGUCAUCCCAGUUACAGGUAUGGGAGGCAUCGGUAAGACUACGCUAGCAAAAAAGGUCUACGACGAUCCCGAUAUUAUGUCAAAGUUUUACAUUCGGGCAUGGGCAGUUGUGUCUCAAGAACCUGAUGUGAAACGGAUACUCAUUAGCCUUUUGGCUUGCAUUGUACCAACCACCAAUGAACUUUACAGCAAAGAACGUGAUCAGCUAGCAGACCAGUUGCGCAAACAAUUGUUGGGUCAAAGGUAUUUGAUUGUGAUAGAUGACAUAUGGAGCAGUUCGGCCUGGGAUGCAAUCAAACAAUGUUUUCCAGACAAUUUCAGCAGAAGCCGAAUCCUGAUGACCACUCCGGAGAAAGAGGUGGCCGAAUAUGCUAGCUCAAGAAAGUCUAUUCAUACCAAGUGUUUUCUAAACUCAAAGGAAAGUUGGCAUUUAUUUGUCACAAAGGUAUUUGAAGGGAAAGAUGUUCCCAUCCCUGAAUUAAAGACUAUAGGGAGAUCUAUUGUUAUGAAAUGCCAUGGAUUGCCACUGGCCAUUGUUGUGAUGGCUGGACUUCUACGUGCACUCGACAAAUCAGUAGAAGCAUGGGAUGGUGUUGAUAAGAAUAUGAAUUCAUUGGAUGAAAUAGAUCCUAAUAACCAAUGUUUAGGACUACUUUCUUUGAGUUACAACUAUUUGCCUAGUCACUUGAAGGCUUGUUUCCUUUAUUUCGGUGUUUUUCCAGAAGAUAGGGACAUUCUUGCGACCAAAUUGAUCAACUUGUGGGUUGCGGAGGGAUUUUUAAAGAAGGAGAAAGAGAUGAGUAAGAGUUUGGAAGAAGUGGCAGAGAGUUACUUACACAAUCUUGUCAAUCGGAAUCUAGUGCAAGUCAGCCAGCAAAGUUUUGAUGGCAAAAUCAAGUCAUGUAAGCUUCAUGAUAUGUUGCAUGAGAUAUCUGUGAAUGAAGCUAGAAGGGGAAAACUUCUGGGUGUAAGAAAACAAUUCCAAUCCGCAGAUAGUUGUCGUUGGAUUAGUUGUAAAUCAACUAGUUGGCCUACUUCUGAUGGAAUUCAUUCUAUUCUCUACUUUGGUGAAGAUGUGUACCUCUCGAAGCGCAACUUGGUAUUCUCAUGUAUGAUGUUGCUGAGAGUGUUGGACUUAUCAUUAAUAAAAUGUUGGCAUGGCGCGCCUAGUGAAAUUGUGGAGUUAGUUCAUCUGAGAUACUUGGCUUUGACAACUGUGGGCUCUCUCGACAAAUUUCAACUGUUUAAGCUACAAAAUUUGCAGACUCUAAUUAUUUGUUCUUGGAGGGAAGAAUGUUGUUUGCAAUUGCCCCGGGAUAUUUUGAAUUUGCCACGGUUAAGGCAUGCACACCUUGACAAGAGAGCAACGGCAUACCUCCCAAAUGUAAUUCAGGAAAGCAUACAAACUCUGUUUUGGUUGAAAGUUAAUGGCCGGGUCCCAAGAACAACGGAUUUUGCAAUGGUCCCAAACUUGAAGGAACUAGGGGUUUACAUUGACAAUGAUUUGCCACCAGGUGCUUUUGACAGUCUUGUUCAGUUGCGUUUGCUUGAGAGAUUGAAAUUUGAAAGGAGAAAUGUGAAGGGCUUUUAUCUUCCCACCGAUCUUCCUCAGAACCUUAAGAAGUUGACACUUUGUAAUACUUAUCUUUUGUGGGAGGACAUGGACAUUAUUGGAAGGUUACCAAUGCUCGAGGUGCUCAAACUGAAAGAGUUUGCCUUCUCUGGUCCAACGUGGAAACCAGCAGAUGAUGGUGGGUUUAAGACAUUAAAGCUCUUACUUAUUGCACGCUCAGAUCUUAAAUACUGGAAUACAACUGAUGAUCAUUUCAAGGUCUUGGAACGCUUAAUCCUAAGAUUUUGCUUGGAGUUGGAAGAACUUCCAAGUGAAUUUGAAAGUUCAAAUACACUACAACUUAUUGAGUUAGAAAAUUGUUAUCCUAUUUUGGUGGAAUCUGCAAGGAAGAUUCAAGAAGAGCAACAGAACUAUGGUAACUACGAACUUGUUAUUCGUGAUCUUGGAGCUAAGAUUAAAUUGUCAACUAAGGAAAGCUCUGAAGGAAAUGAAAGUGAAUGAGGAGUUUGAUGAUAUAUGUUGCGGGCGUUCGAGGAAAACUGGUUAAAGCCGAGGAGGUAUGCAUGUGAGCCUAAAACCAAAGGAAAUUUGUCAAAUAUAAUGAUUAAUUCAAACAUUGCUUUUGAUAAGUGAGUUAAGAUUGUUGUGUCGUUGGGCUGUCAAAUUCAAA